Fomitiporia mediterranea MF3/22 is the source of this 1420-nucleotide messenger RNA. RefSeq names its product alpha/beta-hydrolase. Gene Ontology annotation, molecular function: epoxide hydrolase activity. Lineage: Eukaryota; Fungi; Basidiomycota; Agaricomycetes; Hymenochaetales; Hymenochaetaceae. Gene Ontology annotation, biological process: epoxide metabolic process. Bases 86 to 1261 code for a protein of 391 amino acids. The transcript has 8 exons. The record is from RefSeq and is a predicted model, not a curated record.
GUUGGUUACUUGGCCCGUGACUAUUCGAGUCUAAGAUACAACAGCCGAGUGCUGCAUCAGUGUAUAAUCCCUGUCAUCCGCUAUCAUGGCGUUUGGUACUCCCAAACGUAUUGACGUCAAAUACGAUGCAGAAACUGUCGGGAAUAUGCUCUCACUGCUUAAAGCUUCACCAUUUCCUGACAGGGCGCCAAUCGACGCAGACACUCCUUGGGAGCUCGGCAUUGAAUACGAGUAUCUCAAGAAACUCAGGGAGACAUUCUCGACUCAAUGGCGCUGGGAAUCGCUUGAAAGGAAAAUCGCAAAAUUUGAUAACUGUUUGGUUCAUUACGAGAAAGAUGACGAUGUUCUGGACUUGCAUUUCGUUCACGCGAAGAGUUCUAGGUCUGAUGCGAUUCCUCUUAUACUUCUGCACGGUUGGCCGGGAACUUUCUUUGACUUUCACAAAGUCAUCGAACCAUUGACCAACCCACCAAGGUCCGACCUCCCAGCAUUCCACGUAGUAGUGCCAUCACUACCCGGAUACUUCCUCUCAACGCUCCCAAGACGCGAUGGUUGGAGCCUGGUUAAUAACGCUCACGUCUUCAACGGCCUUAUGACUUCCGUUCUCGGGUACAAAAAGUAUGUUGGACAAGGCGGAGACUGGGGAUCUUUUAUUUUACGCGUCAUGGCUUGCCUCUUCCCAGACUCCGUCACCCUUAUGCACUUCAACAUGUUCAGGACAACACCCGUGCCAAAUAGGGACCCGUCUACUUUCUCUGCAGUAGAGAAGCGCAUUGUGGCGCGAGGAGAACAGUUUGCCGCUACUGGUCGAGGUUAUAAUAUAAUUCAGUCUACCAAACCAUUCACUAUCGGAAUAGCCAUCGCAUCUUCACCCCUGGCACUCCUAGGGUAUAUAGGGGAGAAGGUCUACGGAUGGUCCGACCCCGAGAGAGUUGAUGUCCAAGAUAUACUAGAUACUGUUGCUCUAUACUCCUUGAGCAAGUGCUUCCCGACCUCUGUAAUGAUUUACAAUCAGGCGAAAGAGCGUGAUGAGCUCAUGGCAGAGGCUAAAGGAAAUAAAUGGCUCCUCAAGAAUAAGUUCGGUUUCUCUGCCUUUCCAUAUGAGUCAGGUGCUGCGCCCAGAUGUGACAUCGAGCCACACGGUCCGUUGGUCUAUUACAAAGAGCAUACAAGUAGUGGACAUUUCCCUGCUCUCGACAGUCCGAAUGAGUUUGUGGAUGAUUUGAGAGAGUUCUUUGGAGAGCAUUGGGUUCGUGCGUGAAGGCUAAACGUUUGAUGAAGAUCGAGAGUUUACCUGGACCAUUGGUGUGGAGGAAUUCCUGGAAGAGAAAGAACGAGCCGAUUUCAAGGGAAAGUCAACAAGAAAAAUGUACAGUAGCACCAGUAAGUAAGUUAUAUGCAUUGGCCGAAAUUAGGUUAC